Salvia splendens (bonfire salvia) is the source of this 985-nucleotide messenger RNA. RefSeq names its product fasciclin-like arabinogalactan protein 12. NCBI's taxonomy places the organism in Eukaryota, Viridiplantae, Streptophyta, Magnoliopsida, Lamiales, Lamiaceae. The record is from RefSeq and is a predicted model, not a curated record. The coding region runs from base 51 to 788 and encodes 245 amino acids. The transcript has a single exon. Gene Ontology annotation, biological process: plant-type secondary cell wall biogenesis. Gene Ontology annotation, cellular component: plasma membrane.
UGAGUGUAGCAUCAUCAAACCUUCUCCUUCCUCAAAAACCUCAACCCAACAUGACGAAUUCGUCCCUCGCCUUCCUCUUCCUCUUCCUCUUUUGCAGCACCCUCACUGCUGCACCGUCCCCUGCAGCAGCUCCCCUGCUGCAGGGGACCGCGGCCAGCCCUGCGCCAGCUGGCGCAGGGCCGCCCAACGUGAUCUCCAUCCUCAACAAGGAUGGAAGAUUCACUGUGUUCGCCAAGCUGCUUCAGAGCACUAAAGUCGACGCCAGCCUCGACUCGCAGCUCGUCGACUCCAACAACGGCCUCACGGUCUUCGCCCCGACCGACAUCGCAUUCUCGAAUCUCAAAACCGGGACGCUCAACUCGUUCACCGACGAGCAGAAGAUGGAGCUAGUGCGGUUCCACGUCCUUCCCACCCACAUAUCGGCCUCGCAGUUUGAGACAGUUAGCAACCCGAUUAGCACGCAGGCCGGUGGAAACGCUGACCUGCUGGCGAUGAACGUGACCGCGGUCGGGAGCUCGGUGAACAUCACGACCGGGGAGACGAACACGACCAUGUCGAACGUGAUAUUCGACGACAGCCAGCUGGCGGUGUAUCAGGUGGACAAGGUGCUGCUUCCGAUGAGAUUCUACGUGCCCCUGCCGCCUCCGCCUCCGCCGCCACCUUCGCCGAAGAAGCCGUCGGCGAAGGCGGCGCCGGUGUAUGUUGCGCCGGUGGAGUCUUCUGCUGGAAAAUGGAUGUACAAUUAUGCAAUGGCUGGUUUGGUGUUGGUAGUGGCAGCAUUGACAUGAUGAGUGGAAGAAGAGAGAAGAGAUGGUGUUUUGUUUUACUUUCUUGAAUUUGGAUUGUUGUGAAUUGUGAUUUCUAAUUAAGUGUUGUUGUUAUGUGAUAUGAGUGGUUUGAUUUGGAAGACAUUUUUUACACUAUGGUAUUGAGAAUGUUGUCAUGAGGCAUAUCAAUGAGACUAAUAAAAUCUAUGGUCAACUAA